AUGAGUUUGGAUGAAAAGAAUAGCACUUUAUAUGUUUCUGAAUUUCUUAAAGGUCAAGUGAAAAAGAUUAGUUUUCAAUGUUCAUAUGGAUAUAAGAUAGAUUCGUAUUUCAAUUGUGAACCAUUCUGCGAAAAUGAAUGUAAACAUGAUGGAAUAUGUAUUGCACCAAACAAAUGUGAUUGCUACUCUAAAUAUGAUGGAGAUUAUUGUCAAUAUCCUAUUUGCUAUGGAAUUCCAAGUAAUAUUAAUUCCACAUGUUCCAAAAAUGGGGAAUGUCAAGAUUUUAACAAAUGCCAAUGUUAUGAUGGAUAUUUUGGAGAUGAUUGUACAGGAAUACUUUGCUUUGGAAAGAACACAACAGAUGCAACUGUUUGUUCUGGGCAUGGUAAAUGCAUUGCCAAGAAUCAGUGUUCCUGUACAGAUGACAUGUUUGGAGGAUUGGAGUGUCAAUAUCCUAAAUGCAGGGGAAUAGAAUCUGAUAAGAAAGAAGUAUGCUCAUCACAUGGUAAAUGUGAAGCUCCAAAUACGUGUUCAUGCUUUGAAAACUAUGUUGGAGAGGACUGCCAGUUUAUUUCUUGCUUUGGAAAAUAUUCGAAUGAUUCUAAUGUGUGCUUUGGAAAUGGCAAUUGUUCUUCACCAGAUUUUUGCGCGUGUAGAAAAGGUUAUACAGGAACUGAGUGUGAAUAUACUACUUGCUUUUGGAAAGUUUCAAACGAUUCCUCUGUUUGUUCAGGACAUGGCAAGUGUGUGAAACCUGACACUUGUGAAUGUUCCAAUCAUGAUCAGUUUACCGGUAUUCAAUGUGAAAUACCAAUCUGUUAUGGUGUUCCAGCAAAUAAUAACAGUGUUUGCUCUUCACAAGGUACUUGUAUUGAUGUAGAAAGUUGCCAAUGUAACUUGGGAUAUCAUGGACCUAUGUGUAAUGUAAUUGAAUGUUUUAAUCAAUAUUCCAAUCAGAGUAGUGCCUGCAGUGGUCACGGGCAGUGCAUUCUACCAAAUCUAUGCCAAUGUCAUGAGAAUUCUUUCACUGGACUUGAAUGUGAACUUCCAGUAUGUAACAAUAUUACACAAACUGAUCCAAGAGUAUGUUCUGCUAAUGGAGAAUGCAAAGCAAUCAAUGAUACUACGAUAUGUGAUUGUAGGAAUGGAUAUGCAGGAACUGAUUGCGAAUUUCCAACUUGUCUUGGAAUUCCUUCAUCUGAUGUCGACAGAGUUUGUGGUGGAAAGGGAGAUUGCUUGGCCCCUAAUUUGUGUAAAUGCAAAGAUGGACUAUAUGAUGGAUUAUAUUGUGAAUUUCCAACAUGUAGUGGAAAAUCAAUGAGAAAUAAUACGGCAUGUAGCGGUUUGAAUCAAGGAAUUUGUGAAUCUCUAAACAAUUGUGUCUGUAAACAUGGAUAUACAGGAAACGAAUGUCAAAUUCCAAUAUGUUUUUCUGAAUUGUCAUCGUCACCUCUUGUAUGCAGUGGACGUGGUACUUGUACAUCAGCUGACCGUUGCAAAUGUAAGAACGGCUAUUCAGGAAAGAAUUGUGAAGUUCCUCAUUGUUUUGGUAUCAGUGCUAAUCUUUCAAGAGUUUGUAACUGGAGAAAUGGUACCUGUGUUGAUAAGGAUCGAUGUGAAUGUAAUUUAGGAUAUCAUGGCAAUAAUUGUCAAGUUCCAACUUGUAAUGGAAUUCUCUCUACUGAGCCGUCAUGUUGUGGAGGACCAUUGCGAGGUCAAUGUUUGGCUCACAACUCUUGCUCAUGUGCCCAUGGUAAAUAUGGUGGACCAAAUUGUGAGUUUUCCUAUUGCUUUGGAAUACUUUCGAGUGAGGCAAAUGUUUGUAAGGGAACGGGAACUUGUAUUUAUCAUGACAAGUGCGAAUGCCAUCUUGGUUACGCUGGUAGUGAUUGUGGAGUCCCUUUAGAGGCAGUGUAUAUUGCCUCAUCGAUUGGCGGAGUUAUUGUCUUGGCCUUAUUAGUCAUUCUCCUUGUUGUUUGUUCCUUGUAUUUGAGAAAAGUUAUUAAGGCAAAGCAAAAUUUGAAAAGAAUGGAGAAUCUUGUCGAUGAUAGGGAAAUGUAUACAUCAUUGGUAGAAACCAGUUUUCACAGCACAUCCUCGAAGGAUUUGUUUUUAAAUCCGAGUGACUUUCAACCAAUUCAGGGACAAUACAGAGCCAUGGAAGGUGGGCAAGGAAAAGUCUACGUCGCCAAUUAUAUUGGUAUCAAAGUUGCACUUAAAAAGUUCCAUAACAAUGUUCCAAAUGAUGACAUGGACGAAUUGUCAAAUGGAAUUUCUGAAGACAUUGAAAAGGAAAUGAGAAUGUUAAACGGUCUAAGACAUCCAAGUAUUGUUACAUUUUAUGGAUAUACUCUCUAUAAUGGAUCUCCUUCCAUGGUUAUGGGAUACGUUCCUCACGCCCUAAAUUCAAUCAUUUACAAAAUAAGGAGAGGUCAGAAAAUGAGUUUGGAUUUGAAAAUUCAAAUAAUUUACAAUGUUAGUCAAGGAUUGGAACAUUGUCAUACAAGAUCUCCUCCAGUGAUUCACAGAGAUAUAAAAUCAGCAAAUAUUUUACUGGAUGUCAAGUCUGAAGAGGAAAAUAUUAUUUCAGAAGUAACAGAAGUCAAGAUUUGUGAUUUUGGAUUAAGUACUAAAGCGGAUAGAGCUGAAACAAAGGUUAUAGGUACUCCACAUUAUAUGGCACCUGAGCUAUUUACUUUGAGAAAUAUGUACACUGACCUGUUUGUAAAUGAUGAUGAAGAUGAAGAUGAAAUUACAGAUGGCAGCUUUGAUGAUUCAGUGGAUUAUGACACAUCUUCCGAUGUAUAUUCUUUAGCUAUUGUUAUGUGGGAGCUAUUCUUUGAAUUACCACCGUAUGACAUGUCCGUUUAUGAUCAAUGUCAUCCUUCACUUUUUAGAAAAAUUGCCAAACAUCGAAAAAUGUCUGCCCAAGCCUCCAAAGAUUUACUUUCAAGAGGUAUUCUCCUGAGUAAGGCUAAUUUCAGACCAUUCAUCCCAUUCGAUGAUAGCAACACUCAAGAUUGGUUAUUGAAUUACAGAACCUUUGAUGUUAAAUUAUUUGGAAUUGACCAACUUGAAACCUUAACUAAACAAUUCAUAAAUCUCAUGAAAGAAUGUUGGAAGACAGAUCCAUAUCAAAGACCUCAAUCUUCCAAACUCAAAGAACAACUCCAAAAGAUGCUGAAUAAGAAAUAA
Messenger RNA from Naegleria gruberi, 3195 nucleotides. RefSeq lists its product as uncharacterized. The record is from RefSeq and is a predicted model, not a curated record. Gene Ontology annotation, molecular function: ATP binding; protein kinase activity. Bases 1 to 3195 code for a protein of 1064 amino acids. The transcript has a single exon. Lineage: Eukaryota; Heterolobosea; Eutetramitea; Acrasida; Naegleriidae. Gene Ontology annotation, cellular component: cytoplasm. Gene Ontology annotation, biological process: protein phosphorylation; signal transduction.